UCAACAUCUCUCCAACAACUUCACAAGUUACUAGAUCAGCGAAUUUGACCACAAGGACAGAGUAACACACACCGAUCGCUUUAGGAAAGCCGCGUAAUCCACUCACCUUCAGAUUUCCUGCGCAGACUCUUCGGCAGGUGGAUUCUCUCCGUCGCACCUCUUUCCGACUCCUUUCUGAAGGCUCGCCAUGGCCAACUCGGGCCUGCAGAUCCUGGGCUUCGCCCUUUCGCUCCUUGGGCUGAUCGGACUCAUCAUCGGCACUAUCCUGCCCCAGUGGAAGAUGUCCGCGUACGUCGGGGACAACAUCAUCACGGCCAUCUCCAUGUACUCCGGACUCUGGAUGACGUGCGCCUUCCAGAGCACGGGUCAGAUCCAGUGCAAGGCGUACGACUCCAUCCUGCAGCUUGACAGCUCUCUGCAGGCCACCCGGGCGCUCAUGAUCGUAGGCAUCAUUGUGACGGGGGCCGGUCUGGGCGUGGCCACCAUGGGCAUGAAGUGCACCACCUGCGGCGGAGACGACAAGACCAAGAAGUCCCGCAUCGCCAUGGCCGGCGGCAUCAUCCUGCUGAUAGGGGCUCUCGCGGCCAUCGUCGCCUGCUCCUGGUACGCCCACAACAUCAUCCGCGAGUUCUACAACCCCUUCACCCCCGUCAACACCAAGUAUGAGUUCGGGUCAGCCAUCUUCAUCGCCUGGGCCGGGUCCUUCCUGGACGUGAUCGGUGGCGGUAUGCUGGCUGCUUCCUGCCCCCGGGGCAAGUCGAAGCCCAGUUACCCCAUCUCCCACCGCCCUCCCAGCAGCAGCAAGGAGUACGUCUGAUCGAAUCCCCGGCACGACCAGCUAAACAAGAGUUUGAACCGACACAUGAAGCACACUGUUUUUCUGUGUUCUUAUGCUUACCGUACCGCCCAGCCGCCAUUUAAAAUGUUUAGUUAUUUUAUACAAUUUUAGCAGGAGCCUUGUAUUUUAUGUUUUGCCUUUUUAAAAGCGUUUAACUUUGUUUUAAACCGUAUCUUUUAUUUUGAAAAGCUAAGAGGCCAGUUUGGAUCCAGUAGGUUAGGCGUGCCUCUGAGUGGAAGGGAGGAAGCUGGCAUGGGGUCUGAUCCCUCUGUAAAGGGCAUUGCGCUGCCGCCUGAUCAAAUCUCCGUAGGGAACACAGGAAGUCCCACCCCCUUUAACAGGGGUCACUCAAACUAGGUUAGGCAGUCGGGAAAACUUGCAUGUUCUGUGGUAUGUUUACAUUUCUCACAUGCCGCAUGCUAGACAUUUCUGUUUGGUUCCCUCCCUCAGGAAACGCUCACCCUUCAGUUCUCUGUGCCUCACCCCGGCCGCCUUAAAACCUUAUUUAUACAGAUUAAUUCUUGUGUAUAACUUUGACUCUUCUGUACGAGAUAAUUUCCCAACGGUGUCUGAUUAGAAGAAAAUAAAAAAAACUCCCUGUGCCUUUCACACCCUUUAGAGCUAAUUACCAUCACAUACCAAACCUUUGUGGUAGUUUCCGUUACCAUCACGUACCAAACCUUUGUGGUAGUUUCCAACGUUUUGAUCUCCAGAUACGCUCAGAACCCCCCCGUCAUCGUGAAUUGGACUUUGUAUGUUUUGUACCGCUUUAUUUUUUUGUGUUAUACUUUAGGUUCCCUGUACAUAAAAUCCAAUAAACAAACAAAACCUUUA
Messenger RNA from Gadus morhua (Atlantic cod), 1672 nucleotides. RefSeq names its product claudin-7-B. Gene Ontology annotation, molecular function: structural molecule activity. Gene Ontology annotation, cellular component: bicellular tight junction; membrane. Lineage: Eukaryota; Metazoa; Chordata; Actinopteri; Gadiformes; Gadidae. The record is from RefSeq and is a predicted model, not a curated record.